This is a messenger RNA of Enhydra lutris kenyoni (northern sea otter), 1086 nucleotides long. RefSeq names its product POU class 3 homeobox 4. Bases 1 to 1086 code for a protein of 361 amino acids. Gene Ontology annotation, biological process: regulation of transcription by RNA polymerase II; brain development. Gene Ontology annotation, molecular function: DNA-binding transcription factor activity, RNA polymerase II-specific; RNA polymerase II cis-regulatory region sequence-specific DNA binding. The transcript has a single exon. The record is from RefSeq and is a predicted model, not a curated record. Lineage: Eukaryota; Metazoa; Chordata; Mammalia; Carnivora; Mustelidae. Gene Ontology annotation, cellular component: nucleus.
AUGGCCACAGCUGCCUCGAAUCCCUACAGCAUUCUCAGUUCUAGCUCCCUAGUCCAUGCGGACUCUUCGGGCAUGCAGCAGGGGAGUCCUUUCAGAAACCCUCAGAAACUUCUCCAAAGUGAUUACUUGCAGGGAGUUCCUAGCAAUGGGCAUCCUCUCGGGCAUCACUGGGUGACCAGUCUGGGCGAUGGAGGCCCAUGGUCUUCCACACUGGCCACCAACCCCCUGGACCAGCAGGACGUGAAGCCCGGGCGCGAAGACCUACAGCUGGGUGCGAUCAUCCAUCACCGCUCACCGCAUGUCGCCCACCACUCUCCGCACACUAACCAUCCGAAUGCCUGGGGGGCUAGCCCGGCUCCGAACCCGUCUAUCACAUCCAGCGGCCAACCUCUUAAUGCGUACUCGCAGCCUGGCUUCUCAGUGAGCGGCAUGCUGGAGCACGGAGGGCUCACCCCACCGCCAGCCUCUGCCUCUGCACAGAGCCUACACCCCGUGCUCCGGGAUCCCCCAGACCACAGCGACCUAGGCUCGCACCACUGCCAGGACCACUCGGACGAGGAGACACCAACCUCGGAUGAGUUGGAACAGUUCGCCAAACAGUUCAAACAAAGAAGAAUCAAGUUGGGCUUCACCCAGGCCGACGUGGGGUUGGCGCUGGGCACACUGUACGGCAACGUGUUCUCACAGACCACUAUCUGCAGGUUCGAGGCCUUGCAGCUGAGCUUCAAGAACAUGUGCAAGCUGAAGCCGCUGCUGAACAAGUGGCUGGAGGAGGCUGAUUCGUCCACAGGGAGCCCGACCAGCAUUGACAAAAUCGCCGCUCAGGGCCGUAAGCGCAAGAAGCGAACCUCCAUCGAGGUGAGUGUCAAGGGCGUCCUGGAAACGCAUUUCCUCAAAUGUCCCAAGCCUGCCGCGCAGGAGAUUUCCUCGCUGGCAGACAGCCUCCAGUUGGAGAAAGAAGUGGUGCGUGUCUGGUUCUGUAAUCGAAGACAGAAAGAGAAAAGAAUGACUCCACCAGGGGAUCAGCAGCCACAUGAGGUUUACUCGCACACCGUGAAAACAGACACGUCCUGCCACGAUCUCUGA